AUGCCUUAUCGCAUCGGUAAGACUCUCCCCCUCUCUCCCCCGCUCUCUUUCCUCUUCUGCUUUGGUGUCGAACUACUUUUGAUGUAUCUUCCCGGUUUCUACGGAAAGCUGACUUGCUCUACAGAGGUUUCCCCGAACAAUCGGGCUGGUUGCAAAAACAAGGAAUGCAAGGAUGAGAGUAUCAAAAUUACCAAGGGCGAAAUCCGUGUCGGGACCUGGAUCGAGACCGACAACUUUCAAAGCUGGAGCUGGCGCCACUGGGGUUGUACCACUCCACUCAUUCUCUCUCACAUCGUCAAAGGUGUCUUCGAGGAGGACAAGCUGACCGGCGAUGAGAACUUCGAGCUCAUCGAUGGCUGGGAGGAUCUCCCUGAGGUAUACCAGGAUACUGUCCGUGAGGCUCUCAUCCAGGGACACGUAAACGAUGAUGCCUGGAAGGGUGACCCGGAAUGUAAUCGCCCCGGCAUGCGUGGCUUCCGCAUCCCAUCAAAGAAGGCGGCCGCCGCUAAGAAAGCCGAUGUCGAGGACGCGGGCGAGGAGGCCAAGGAUGAGCCCAAGAAGGAUAGUGCUGCUACUGGUGAAAACGACAAGGAUGUCAAACCUGCCAAAGAGGUCAAGAAGGCUUCUCGCGCCAAGACCAAGAAGCUUGCCGACGACGAGAAGGUUGACGAAGCCGAUGAGGCCGACAAUGAGGCGGAAGAAAAGCCCGCCAAGGCAAAGCGAAGCGCUCGUGCCAAAAAGACCGCGGCGAAUGAGUCUGCCAACAAGGAGACUACUGAGUCUACUACAAAGGCCAACGCCAAGGCCAAGCGAGCUCCUCGUGCUAAAGCUGCUGCUAAGGAGGAUGCAGUCGCUGAGACUCAGCCGGCCAAGCGACGUGGCCGUCCUCCCAAGUCCGCCACUGCCACCGAGGAAUCGACCAAGCCUGCUCCAAAGGGAACCAAGCGCAAGGUAUCCGAUGAUCUGGAUCAGAGUGAGACCGCUAACAAGCCUAAGCGUGGCCGCAAGAAGGCUGCGGUGGCCGAGAAGGAGACCGAGGAGCGGGCAGCUACCCCAGAAAAGCCAAAGCGCGGCCGCAAGAAGGCUGCCAAGGAGUAA
Molecule: messenger RNA, 1098 nt
Organism: Penicillium daleae
Lineage: Eukaryota; Fungi; Ascomycota; Eurotiomycetes; Eurotiales; Aspergillaceae
Product: PARP-type zinc finger-containing protein
Exons: 5
Coding region: 1-1098 (365 amino acids)
Molecular function (GO): zinc ion binding; DNA binding
Source: RefSeq, a predicted model, not a curated record